Messenger RNA from Branchiostoma belcheri (Belcher's lancelet), 1828 nucleotides. Its product is annotated as non-neuronal cytoplasmic intermediate filament protein-like. The coding region runs from base 108 to 1259 and encodes 383 amino acids. The transcript has 8 exons. NCBI's taxonomy places the organism in Eukaryota, Metazoa, Chordata, Leptocardii, Amphioxiformes, Branchiostomatidae. The record is from RefSeq and is a predicted model, not a curated record.
CCUUAACUGCAGGCUGGUAUCCACCGCCUACGACUUCGUGGUAAGACAGUCCAGAUUCUGGCAGUGAGUUCUCUUUUAAGUCUCUUCGAAACGCACAACAGGAAAACAUGGCAAAUCUCGUCGCAGAGAUGAAUGAGCUCUCCGUCCUCAACGGCCGCUUCGCCGCCUACACCGAAAGGGUGCACGCCCUGCAGGAGAGCAAUGCCUCGCUGGAGGCCCAGAUCCAGGCCGCCCAGGCCAGAGCCGUCCCCUGCAACCACGGGACGUACCAGGGGAUGCUGGCGGCACUGCGGGCUCAGGUGGACAGCCUGUCGAAUGGAAAGGCCCAGGUGGAGGUCGAGAGGAACAGCUGGCAGGCACAGGCCGAGGAGUGGCAGGGGAAGGCCGAGUAUGAGAUGUCUGUGCGCCCCGGGCUGCAGGCUGAGAUCGAGACGAACAGGGUGAAACUGCAAGCCAUAACUGCAGCUCGAGUUGGCUUUGAGAGAAGGGCGACGGCCGCUCAGACAGAGAUCAACGCCUUGAGGCAGAGCCACGCCGAGCAAGUAGCUGGCCUACGGGAAGAGUUGGCUGCAACUGUGACUAGGGUGGAGUCUCUGCAGUACGUGGUGACGGGCCCAGACCUGAGCGACACCCUGAGGGAGAUCCGUGAACAGUACGAGGCCAUGAGCCAGGCGAACAGGCAGGAUGCUGAGGCCAAGUACAGGCAGAGGUUUGCGGAGAUUGCCCAACAACGGGAGGUAGCCAGCGAGGCUCUGGCAGCCACCAGGGCAGAAAUUGCUGGAUUCCACAAGCAAAUCUACUCCCAAAGGGCCCAGGUUGAGUCUUGGAGGAGCAAGAACGCCUCUUUGGAAGAAACCCUGGGAGUUACACAGGGCCGCCUGCUGACUGAGGUUGAGGGAUACAGGCAAAACAUCCGGUCACGCGAGGCUCAGAUCGAGACUCUGAAGCAGGAGAUCUCCCAGCACCUCAUCAACUACCAGGAGCUCAUGAACGUCAAAAUGGCGCUUGACAUCGAAAUUGCGGCUUACAGGAAGCUGCUGAAUGGGGAGGAAGCAAGGCUCUUCGGCCGCAUAGCCAUUUCGACCCAAGCCCUGAAACCAGUCGACCCCCCGAAGGAAGCUACACCGACUGAAUUUGCCAAGCCUACAGGCAGACCCAAGCGCACAGUGGCAGAGCCGAGUGCAGACCCCGAACCAAGCGAGGACGAGGUGGCCGAGACAGCCCAGACGGAGGAGCCAGCGGCAGAGCCGACAGAGUGAGACAAGUGGACUAUGCCGUUUGGUUACGAUGCGAGAAUAUGUCAUGUCAUACUUUCAUAGCAAGUCUUUAGCAUGUUAUGUGCUCUAAAAAGUAUGGAUCUCGGAAGUAUUGUUUGCGUCUGCGUUUGUCUUAAUAGGAACAAUUGUCUUAAUCCUCGACGUCUUGUUUAUUUUACAUAUGUACACUACUGCGAGGGGUAGAUGUGUGAGUGAAUGAUAGACGUAACGGGACCACAUGCACGCGUGAGUUACGUUUAACACGCUUCAUUGCUGUUGGUCUAAAGCUACAAUAGUGUGUGUAAUUGAUUUUAGCACAUAUAGAAGUAUUGAACGUGAUGAUAUAAAGAAAACAAAACAAAACGAAUGAAUGAAUUGAAGGUUUUUCUGAAUUGUUCAUCACUCGUUAUAACCUCUGUAAAACCUAUAUACAAAAUAUGACUCCUUGAAAGCAAUGUUAUGUAUAACACAAAAAUUGUGGAGAAGUGUGGCGUAGCGGUAGCGUGCUCGACUCGGAAUCAAGAGGUCCCAGGUUCGAGUUGUGCCACCGAUCUUGUGCCCUUGGGAAAGGC